This is a messenger RNA of Talaromyces atroroseus, 696 nucleotides long. RefSeq lists its product as hypothetical. The coding region runs from base 1 to 696 and encodes 231 amino acids. Lineage: Eukaryota; Fungi; Ascomycota; Eurotiomycetes; Eurotiales; Trichocomaceae. Gene Ontology annotation, biological process: tRNA modification. The record is from RefSeq and is a predicted model, not a curated record. The transcript is spliced from 5 exons. Gene Ontology annotation, molecular function: RNA binding.
AUGGAUUUGUUUACAGAGUACUGUCAGCAGGCUUCAGAUAAAGAGACUUCAUCCGAAGUACCUGUCAAUGAUGACAAUGAUGACGACGAUGAUAAUGUUGUCGGGGAUGACAUUGAGGCCCAGAUCAGAAAAGAAGUUGAAGGCCUGAAACCAAAGUCUUCCGCCCCUCGACUUUUCCAAAAAAUCACAGGGACCAAUAUACCUUGCAUGGUUUUCGUUAGGGUUGAUAAGUCCAUAGACCCGGUAAAGCUAGUACACGAUUUAUGUGUGGAAGCCCGGACCAAUCCACAUCAGAGAAAGAGCCGAUGGAUUAGGCGAAUGACGCCCAUCUCUCAGAUACGAAAAACAUUAAGUGUUGACUUGUACGAAUUCGCCAAAGAGGUCCUACAACCCCACUUCCAUGCCGACGAUGUGUCGAAGAAGUACGCAAUUCGUCCUACUAUUCGCAAUAAUGAUUCUUUCAACAGAGACAUAAUCAUUCGAACAGUAGCAGCUGCAGUUGGACAAAACCACAGAGUAGACCUGAAAAACUAUGACCACAUGAUCCUAGUGGAUAUUGCUCAGUCUAACCAAGCAACGCAGAGCACAAUCGGUAUGAGUGUGGUAGGAAGUGAUUACGACGAGCUCAAACGCUUUAAUUUGUCGGAGAUCUACAACCCAACACAAAAGCCACCACCACAGAAUCCCGAAUCAUGA